Messenger RNA from Nerophis ophidion (straightnose pipefish), 3480 nucleotides. RefSeq names its product retinoic acid induced 14 (gene rai14). The record is from RefSeq and is a predicted model, not a curated record. The transcript is spliced from 21 exons. The coding region runs from base 370 to 3159 and encodes 929 amino acids. Gene Ontology annotation, molecular function: actin binding. Lineage: Eukaryota; Metazoa; Chordata; Actinopteri; Syngnathiformes; Syngnathidae.
AGAGAGAGAGAGAGGGAGAGAGGGAGAGAGAGAGAGAGGGAGAGAGGGAGAGAGGGAGAGAGCGAGCAUGAUGAACAGCAUAAGUUAGUAAAGUAAGCUAGCAGACUUGAUGUAAGCUAGCACUUUGUUCUUUUCCUCCUCCUUUCUUUAUUGUUUUCCACUCCUUUGUUUUCUUUCUUUGUACAUCUUCACACGCGGCACAACAAGAUCAUCGCCGCCCCAAAGCAGCACCUUUGUUUGUUGGCUAAUCCGCUUCUUUUUUUUUUGUGUGUGAGUGUGUGGUUCCAAAAAGAGAUUCCAGCCUUUCUGCGAUUCCCGUCAAAAGGAGGAAAACUGUGAGCGUGAGCGACUACAUGGACUAGACCGAACAUGAAGAGCCUAAAAGCCAAGUUCAGGAAAACCGAUGCCAACGAGUGGAACAAAAACGACGAGCGCCUGCUGGCGGCCGUGGAACACGUGAGGUGGACAAGGUGGCGUCGCUGGUCGCCAAGAAAGGUGCCAGCGCCCGUCAAGCUGGACAGCGAGGGCAAAUCAGCUGUCCAUGUUGCAGCUUCUCGUGGUCACACUGACUGUUUGUCUGUCCUGCUGGCACAUGGCGCCGACCCAACACUCAAUGAUGCUUCAGGUGUGAGUCCCUUACACCUGGCAGCCAGGAACAAUCACGUGGAGUGCUGCAGGAAGCUCCUUCAGAAUAAAUGUCCCGUGGACGCACUCGACGGCUCAGGAAGGACAGCUUUGCAUCACGCUGCUCUUGGUGGGAAGAUCCAGACUGUCCAUUUUCUUUGUGAGCUGAAAAGUCCCGUCGACCUUAAAGAUUCCGACGGCUACGCCCCUCUGCUCCUGGCAGCCGCACACGGCCAUGCUGAGGUGUGCAGCGUUCUGCUGGACCGUGGCGCCGACGUUGGCACUUGUGACAAGAGCGGCAGGACCGCCAUGAUGCUCGCCGCAGAGGCCAACGCUGUGUCCGUCAGCCAGGUUCUGGUCCAGCGAGGGGCGACCCUCUCCGCAGUGGACGCUCGAGGCCACGACGUAGUGCAUUAUGCGAACGCGUCCGCCAGCUGUGAGGUCAAAGCUGCACUCAGCGCUGCUCGCACGCAACAACUGUCUGAUGUCACGUCGGCCAGAGGUGCUGCGCAUGACGCAGUAGCUCUGCCAGGUGAUGAGCAGGCGUCAACUCCAAAAAAACGCAAAGCACCUGCACCACCCAUGAGUACUCUGCAGAAGUCUGCUCCUUCUUCUCCUUGCGUCUCGUCCAACAACAGCGACAAGAGGUCCAACUGUAAGGAGGACGAAGCUGGCGACGAGGACCACAGAACAAUGUUGCAGGAGACGAUGGACGACUCGAGGAGCGCGGCAGCUUGUCCUGAAGCGGACGUCCAGGUGGAGCCUGCGUCUUCUUCUGCUCUCGUCUCGGCCCUGCAGGACCACGUCAGCCUGCUCACUAUGGAAAACCAGCAGCUGGCGGCAAAACUCGAGACACUUUGGUCCCUGCAUGGAAGCGAGCAGCUGAAGGACAGCAGCCGUCCUGACAGCAGGACCUCCAACUCCUCCGUCCAUUCCACGCGGGACCACGCAGAGCUCGCCGAAAUGGUUCCGCCGGAGGACGAAGGGAGGAGGAAGAGCUGCGAGGAGAUCCUGCUGCUAAGACAGACGCUGGACAAGGUCCAAGCUGAGCUGCUGGAGAGCAGAGAGGAAAACUGCCGGCUUCAGGCUCAGCUGAGAGCUGGAGAAGAGGACGACGGAAGGAGCAAAGGAAAGGAGGAGGAGUUGCUGGAGAGCUUGGCGGAGCUUCAGGCCAAGCUGAGCGACACACAGGAGAGAUACCACCAUGCUGUGGAGGAGCUGAGAGGUCAUGCGGAAGGCGCCGGAACGUCCUUGCUGGAGCAGGAAGUCCUACAUCUGAAGGCACAGCUGCUCCGUGAGCAGCAGGACGUCGCUCAGCGCGUCGGAGAGCUGGAGGGGGAGCUGAAGAAGGCGGAGGAGCAGAGACGGGCGUUUGAGGAGCAAGCGCAGAGCAUGGAGGAGACGUACAAGGAGGCGCAGGAGGAGAUCAGCCUUCUGCAGGAGGCCCUGCGAGGAACCGUCCCUGUGGAGGCGGCCGCCAAGGACUUCCAGGACAUGAAGACGGAGCUCAACCAGGUCAUCUGUGGCCUCCAGCGCCGCCUGGUGGAGCUGUCGCACUCCUACAGCCAAACCAGGGCGCAGCUGGGCGCCGCCCACAAGCAGCUGGAGGACGGCGACCGGCCCGCGUCUCCUCCCUCGGACCAGGAGGACCUGGCGGGCAGGCUGGAGGAGCUGCAGGCGCUGCUGGCGGACACGCAGGACAAGCACGCCGAAGCUCUGAAGGAGAUUUCACAGCUGAGGAUGGAAGCCGAGGUUCAGGUGCAGAGCUCCGUGUCCCUCGGCGACCACACUCGGGUGAUGUCGUCUCUGGGGAACGCCGUCAAGGAGCUGGAGAGCGAAUCGGAAGCUCUGAAGGCGCAGCUCCGCCAGAAGACCUUGCAGGUGGACACUCUGCAGAACAGGCUGGAGGCCGACAAACAAUCGGAGGACGUCAUCUCCUUGGAGGAGCACAAUAAGAUUGGAGAGCAGCUUGAGGGCCAAGUGAGCCACCUGACGCAGCUCCUCCAGGAGGCCCUCAGGAAGCAGGAUGAGAUGGCGCUGGAGGCUGCAGAUGCCUGGCAGAUGGGGCGGGACUACAGAGCGGAGCGUGACCUCCUGCAGGAGCAGCUCACGUCCACUGAGAAGGACAAGCAGAGUUUGAGUGACAGCUUGCGUGCGUCCCAGGAUGCAAUUCUGCAGCUCAAAGUUGUGGUGGAGAAACAUGUGGCCUCUGAGCGCGACAAGAACAAGCGGAUAGACGACCUCUCCCGGGAAGUCAACAAGCUGAAGGACGCCUUGAACAGCCUAUCACAGCUCUCCUACAGCUCGGCCCCGCCCACCAAGCGGCAGCAGCUGGAGAACAUGCAGCAGCAAGUCAAACAUCUGCAGUACCAACUGGCUGAGUCCAAGAAGCAGCACCAUGACAUCGUGUCGGUCUACAGGAUGCACCUUCUGUACGCCGUGCAGGGUCAGAUGGACGAGGAUGUGCAGAAGGCCUUGAAGCAGAUCCUCAUCAUGUGCAAAAAGAUGCCGAAGCAGAGCAAGGAUGCAUGUUGACGCUGCGCACACAAAAACACAACACUUGCAAAGUUUUCGUCGUGUACUUGGAAGUCUUGGACAGUGGAGAGAGGACUUCCUCCUGGACUUCCUCCUGGACUCGGUGGAACACAGCAGAACUUGCAGUCAUCCUAAAUGAACAGUUGUGGUCAUGCUGUUACGUCAAAUGUUCUUGAAGAUUUCUCUGGUGCCAUCUCGGCCAUGUUUGCAUUCUGUGCUAGAAAUGUCUUCUUGUCCCAGUUACUGUAACCCACCAGGAGUUUUUAUGUUGGAAUGUUUUUGUCCUGCCUUGUUAAAAAAUGCACUAUGUUGACCCCUGAA